Molecule: messenger RNA, 1409 nt
Organism: Meriones unguiculatus (Mongolian gerbil)
Lineage: Eukaryota; Metazoa; Chordata; Mammalia; Rodentia; Muridae
Product: olfactory receptor 2L5-like
Exons: 1
Coding region: 159-1097 (312 amino acids)
Biological process (GO): G protein-coupled receptor signaling pathway
Cellular component (GO): membrane
Molecular function (GO): G protein-coupled receptor activity; olfactory receptor activity
Source: RefSeq, a predicted model, not a curated record
UUUAUGCAUGAGACAGAAUGUGAGUCUAAGUACACUAUUCUUUGCUUAGCAGUUAUGAUCAGUUACAGUCUGGUGAAAAUCAUGAAUUGCAUUAUUUUAUUGUCUUUUAUGUAAUUUACUGUUGCAUCUGCUUUUAAGAAAAUCUGAAUGAACACCGAAUGGAUAGUUAUAAUCAAACAUCUACAGGUUUUAUCUUAUUGGGAUUGUUUCCCCCAUCAAAAACAGGCCUGUUCCUCUUCAUUCUGAUUGUUCUCAUCUUCCUGACAGCUUGGAUUGGCAACCUGUCCAUGAUCCUCCUUAUUCUCCUGGAUUACCAUCUCCACACACCCAUGUAUUUUUUACUUAGUCAGCUUUCUCUCAUUGACUUAAAUUACAUCUCUACCAUUGUCCCUAAAAUGGUGUCUGACUUUAUGUUGGGAAAUAAGUCCAUCUCCUUCAUUGGCUGUGGGUUUCAGAUCUUCCUUUUCUUGACUUUUGGGGGUGCUGAAACCCUUUUGCUGGCAUCUAUGGCCUAUGAUCGUUAUGUGGCUAUUUGCUAUCCUCUCCACUAUGCCUCACGUAUGAAUAAAAGAACCUGUGCACUGAUGAUAACUGGAUCUUGGGUGCUGGGUUCCAUUAAUUCCUGUGCUCACACUGGGUAUGCUCUCCACAUUCCUUACUGCCGAUCCAGAGUCAUCAACCAUUUCUUCUGUGAUGUCCCUGCCAUGUUGACUCUAGCCUGCAUGGACACAUGGGUCUAUGAGUAUACAGUAUUUGUGAGCACAAUACUCUUUCUAGUGUUUCCAUUCAUUGGCAUAGUGUGUUCUUAUGGCCGUGUUUUUCUUGCUGUCCACCGCAUGCAUUCCGGGGCAGGGAAGAAGAAGGCCUUUUCUACCUGUAGCACCCACCUCACUGUAGUAACUUUCUACUAUGCGCCAUUUGCUUACACCUAUUUACGCCCAAGAUCCCUGCGAUCUCCAGCAGAGGACAAGAUUCUUGCAGUCUUCUACACAGUCCUCACACCAAUGCUCAAUCCUAUCAUUUACAGCCUGAGAAACAAGGAAGUGAUGGAGGCCCUGAGGAGGAUGACUCACAGAAUUUUCUUUGCAAAAAUGUAGACAAGUUGCCUACCUGAGUCCAGGACUUAGGUACAAGUAUACCCAGCACUGGCCUUCUCCAGUUAAAUCAUAAGACCCGAAAUAGUCCUUAAAGAGAUCAAGGAUGAUAAGGGGUUAAAUAUAGGGUGCAGUCUCAGUGAAAAUUAGGAACAAAAAUGUCAUUCUUUAAUCUUUUCACUUUUUUCUUCAAUUUUAUCUUUGAGAUUAUAAUAUUAUUACAUUUCUCCCUUACCACUCCUUCCUCCAACCCUUUCUUCUGUCCUUUCCACUUUCCUUCAAGUCCACAGCUUCUUUUUCAAUAAUUGUAUUUGC